Exserohilum turcica Et28A is the source of this 1045-nucleotide messenger RNA. RefSeq lists its product as uncharacterized. NCBI's taxonomy places the organism in Eukaryota, Fungi, Ascomycota, Dothideomycetes, Pleosporales, Pleosporaceae. The coding region runs from base 37 to 960 and encodes 307 amino acids. Gene Ontology annotation, molecular function: catalytic activity. The record is from RefSeq and is a predicted model, not a curated record. The transcript has 3 exons.
GCGACAACGACGACAACAACAACAGCAGCAACAACAAUGUCAGCCACGCAAACGAUGAUGGUACCCCACCUCGGAGGCAUCACCGCCUCGUACCGCCUCUCGUCCCGGUUCGAGCCCAGCAAGCCUACGCUCGUGCUCGUGAACUCGUUCCUCACGUCGGCAGCGCUGUACGACUCUUUCUUCGCCAACGAGGCCGUGACCUCGCGCAUGAAUCUGCUGGCGAUUGAGCUGCUGGGCCAUGGCCAGACGCGCGCGCACAAGGUCGAGCACUGGACGUACUGGGACACUGCCAUGAUGAAUCUGCAGGUCAUGGAGGCGCUGGGCAUCCAAAAGGCAUUUGUGCUGGGAACGAGCCAGGGUGGCUGGGUGACUGUGCGAAUGGCGCUGUUGAGUCCGAGCAAGAUCCUAGGCAUCAUGCCACUCGGCUCCUCGCUCGACUAUGAAUCCGAGCGUAGUCGCCAGCUCGGAUGCUGGGAGGCCCUAGAGCCUCUCGCCGCCAUGGUUACCGGCGAGCUUAGUGCAAAGAACAACCAACCUACGCCGGACUUUGCGCCUACCGACGCCUUUGGCAACUUCCUCGUCGAACAAGGCUUUGGACCCGAAUGUCCCGCCGACGUCAAGGACUACUGGAUCGCGCACCUGCAGAAUACCUACAAGGGGGACGAGGGUAGGAGGAGGAUGAGAAUGGCAGCUAUUUGUCUGAGGGAUAGGGAUGGCUUGCAUUUGAGGGCUGCCGACGUUACAUGUCCGGUUCUGUGGCUACAUGGUACCAAGGACACGGUGUAUUCUGUUGCCAACGCGCAGGAGGAAAUCAAGCUAUUUACUAAUUCACCAGAAGCACGGCUUGAAAUCAUCGAAGGCGGACAGCAUUUCCUGAAUGCAUCCAAGCCCAACGAAGUCAUGGACAAGGCUAUUGCUUUUGUCACAAAGUAUGCGCCGAGGGCGGUUAGUUCGUUGUAAGAAUAAAUAGCGGGAUUUAGUAUUACACAUGUCCUGUCUUGUAAGCAAGAUGCAUGCACGGGGGAGGGGGGGGAAGGGUUUCAAG